This is a messenger RNA of Megalopta genalis, 2929 nucleotides long. It is a transcript of the gene MED16, whose product is annotated as mediator complex subunit 16. Lineage: Eukaryota; Metazoa; Arthropoda; Insecta; Hymenoptera; Halictidae. The record is from RefSeq and is a predicted model, not a curated record. Gene Ontology annotation, molecular function: protein binding. Gene Ontology annotation, cellular component: mediator complex. Gene Ontology annotation, biological process: positive regulation of DNA-templated transcription.
UGGCUUGCUAUGAGGAGGCACUACUGUACAUUUUAUCAUAUGACGCAGUGCUGACGCUAUGAUGUGCGCGUAAUGGAUUAUGGUUUUCCCGGUAUUAAUUUUAUUACAUGAUUAACUAUUAUUUGAAACUUUUAUAUAAAAUCCUUGUGCAUCGCGAUGCAUGAGUACAAUAAACAAAAAAUAUUGGAGUGCAUGCACUCGUGUUCAUAGUAUUUUGUUUGAUUGUACCACAUAACCUCGCAACAAUGGAUUUACUGUAUACUGUAAAUAGAAAAGUGACAUCGAAAUCUUUUAUAAAUCAAGAAAGCCUAUACGAAGGACAAUCUUUAUGCUCGUUAUCUAGUCGAAAUAUAGCAGCAUUUACUACAACCACAGAAUUGGAUGAUAAUAGUGGAAAAACAUGGGGAUCGCACGUUUAUGUUAGCGAUUUAAAUAUGCCUUGGCAUACUCACAAGCUAUUAUCAAACAAAAACACUAUUACUGCAUUAGAAUGGGACUUACCAGGUGAUAAACUGGUUGUUGCUGAUGCUACUGGUAAUGUACAAUUGUGGAUGUUUAAAGAUCAUGUCCUCAAUGAUUGGGUAUUAAUUGGUUCCACAUGUUUUACUGGGGAGCACAUAUUAGGCGCAGCUUGGUUUCAUAAUGGGAAAAAGACAGGGCUUGUAACUGAGAAAAAAGAUAGCAUUCAUUAUAGUGAGAAAUUUAAUCAUUUACCUUUUGCUCCUUCUGUGAGACAAUUUGGUGGUAGAGCAGCAGAAGGGGUAUUGGUAGUAUCUACCACAGGUAUGGUUGGUGCGCUUAUGAUCACAAAAGAUUUUCAAAAUCCCAUCUGUUCCUCGACAGAAAGUUUAGGUAGUACAAGGCAUAGGAUAACUGCAGUUGACCUUUGUUAUGGAAAAAAUGGCCAUAUUUUAGUAGCAGUAAGCAGUGGAAACAUUUGUUUGCCAAUUAGAUGUUACAGAGUUUUAGUUCGUAAAAAUGAUGAUAAAUGUUCUAUCACAUCACAAGCACUGCCAAGUUUUUUUCUGCAGGAUGGAGCACCCAAAGACAAUACAUAUACAAGUGUGACUCACUUGAAGUUUGUAGUUCGGGAAGAUGCAGAUUCCUUGGUUAUUGCUGUUAACAGUGAUAGUGGAGGUAUUGUAGAAGUAUGGGAAUUGCGGGAAAAAUCGCAACCAGUGCAUAAGUUAUUUCAGCCUAAAACAUUAGAAUCAUUUAAAACUGUAGUGGUAUGGCAACAUCAAUCGCAAUAUCGUUGUCAAUCUCCGAUAACAGCAAUAGCGACUACAAAACUAUCAAUAGUUACCACGUUGCCACCUCCAAGUUACGUUGUAGUAGCUUUGGCAGAUUCAUCGGUACAUUGUUUGAGCCGUGAUUGUCUGAAAGAAAUUUCUUUUUCGUCUUUGAAUAUGGCAUGGCGGCCCGAUGAACCAAAUAAUAAGUAUUUUAAAAAUUCAAUUUCUAUAGCGAGUAUAGAUUUAUCGUGGCUGGGUUGCGUUCUCUUGGCUUGCGAUACACGAGGAAAUUUAUAUUUAUACAAACUCCUCCCUGAUGGAGGACCAUCGAUAACAUUAACUUAUGCCUGUACACUCUUAGAAUAUUGUCUAGUAACUGGAUUAGAUUGGUUAGACAUACUGUUGUGUUUAAGAUCAUCAAUGAUUGAACCAUUAUGCGAAAGGCUGGAUGUUUCUUUCAAUAGACAAUUGCAGCCCAUACAGCAGUAUCAUUAUAUUCAAUUUCUUUGUAUCAAGACAUCGUUAUACAGAAUGUUAGUAUCAGGGCAAAGUAAAGCAGCAGACUUAUCAUCAUUACUUAUGAUUCAUUCAGUAGCAACAGCUUUUAAAUCACUACUACGACCGUCUGAUUUGAUUUCUCAUGAUAAGGGACCAGCAGAAAGUUUAGCAGCAGUCAUUAAUGAUGCAAUUACUGAUGUAGAUAAGGUACUCUUACACCUUGAUCCCAAAGAAUUUACUGUAGAGCCCAGUACACUUCAAUCCUUGCAACAAUUAAUUCAAUGGGUAGCUGAUCUGGCUUUGAAUCUCUUAGCUCGCUUGCCAGAACAACGGUUGCAAAUGAAAUCCGGUGGUUAUGAGCUUUUGAAGGAUCAUAAGGCCUUGAAUACAUUGAGAGAAUUACUAGUUCUUAUACGUAUAUGGGGUUUGUUGCGUCCUUCGUGUUUGCCGGUAUUUCUUCGUAGCGCCGAUAAUCUUGACGUGUUGGCACUAUUGUUCCGAUUAUUAUCAAAAUUGGUCCAACCAAACGGAGACACUCAAUCUCAGCAAGUAGACGAUGGGCUAAUUGAUGACUGUUGCCUGUUACCAAAUCAGAUCAUGAUACCCCAGUUACAUCAGGGUAAUAGCAUAACAGCUAUAGCUACCCCUAUUCUUUUUUAUCAAAGUUUUCCUUUGCAGCUGGAAUAUGGUGUAGAAUCUGAACAGUUAUUAUUUGUACCUGAGCUUAAUUCAGUUGAAGGAUGUAUGCAUAGUGGACAAAUUGUCGACGGUAUUAGGCAUCUGUACCUUGGGAAGCAACCACUUCUUGUGAAACAAUGUACAAGAUGUGGUGGGAAAGCCCAAGUACAAAAUAUGACAAGAACAGCUGCAAUUAGAGCAUGGGAUCAAAGAUGGGCAAGAGCUUGUCGUUGCGGUGGCAUUUGGCGAAUUCAUAAAACUUGUCCAUAUAUGAUGAAUUAGGAGUAGUUCAUUAAUGAAUUUUAUAUACAAUGAUUUAUACCCGCGAUUUUAUACAUUACGUAGCUAAUAAAAUUGAACAUUUUUAUUUAAUAUAAGAAAUGAAUUCUUAUUCCGUCAGAGAAUCCUCAGAGAAUGUCAAGAAUAACUGAACAACUUUGCAUAAGAUGUACAUAUAAAUUUUAUUGAAUUUGUUUAGUUCUCUAUUACGGAUACAAUAAAUUUUUAUUAUUUCUUAA